Molecule: messenger RNA, 444 nt
Organism: Rhipicephalus sanguineus (brown dog tick)
Lineage: Eukaryota; Metazoa; Arthropoda; Arachnida; Ixodida; Ixodidae
Exons: 5
Coding region: 7-372 (121 amino acids)
Source: RefSeq, a predicted model, not a curated record
CUAAAUAUGGCAAAGGCGAUGAGGGCGGCAACAGAAAUGUUCCUGGCAUGCAAAAAGGACAUCAUCAGGUUAAACGUAAAACCAACAAUAAUAGAUAAAGUUGACAAGCUGUGCGCAUCCUGGCGAGUGUGCUACAUCGUUGCCGAAGAAAGGACUAAUGCAUCGGCAACUUUUGAGGACGCAGUGGUCGACUGCAUGCAAACAAUGGCCCGUACUUGGAUCACAAUCGACCCGAAUGCUCCAAAGAGAUAUAACAUUGACGUUGAUGCAGUUACAAAUGUGUACAAAACAUGUGCCCGGCGCUUCAUUCCGAAGGACGUGAACCAAAUGCUAGAAGGAGUAAAGUGGUUGAAGGAUUUUAUCUCCGGCUGAAUAUUAAUCGAUGAAAAGUGCCUCAUCAAUACUAACCCAACAAAGAAAGCGCAAUGCCUCUAGCGUUGUUCC